Messenger RNA from Lagopus leucura (white-tailed ptarmigan), 1792 nucleotides. It is a transcript of the gene FBXO46, whose product is annotated as F-box protein 46. The coding region runs from base 60 to 1757 and encodes 565 amino acids. NCBI's taxonomy places the organism in Eukaryota, Metazoa, Chordata, Aves, Galliformes, Phasianidae. Gene Ontology annotation, molecular function: protein binding. The transcript has a single exon. The record is from RefSeq and is a predicted model, not a curated record.
CGUGCUGACCUCCCCGUCUCUCCUCAGGCCGGCCCCCGCCGCUCUGCCAUGCGGCCCUGAUGGAGCCCAACGCCUUCCCCCACCUCCAGCUCUGGUGUCCCCGUCCUUUUGGCACUUACACCCAAAACAAGCCAUGCCCCGUCCCCAUCCCCACCCGGAAGCCGUGCCGUCCCCCCGAGGACCCCCCCAGCGCCCGAGGACCCUCCGAGAACACCCCCCCCCCUCUCCCCGCCGCACCGGCAGAGGAAGGCCGCGUGUUGCUGGACACGUGGUACGUCAUCAAACCUGGCAACACCAAAGAGAAAGUGGCAUUUUUCGUGGCCCACCAAUGCGGCGGUGCCGGCGGCCGCGCCAACACCAUGAAGGUGAAGGGCAACUGGGGCAGCGAGAGCUCCAAAGCCAAACGGCGCCGGCGUUGCCACCAGCCCGGUAAGAUCCCCCAUCACGAAGGGGAUGGCGAAGCUCCGGACCCUCUUUCUGUGGCCGAAAUGGUGGCGUUGGUGGAGCAGCGGGCGGCGUUGGCCGUGCAGAGCUUGAUGGAGGUGAACGGCGACGCCAAAGGGCCGCCGGCACCGCCGGGCAGCGACUGCAGCCGCGUGGCCGAGGCCGUGGCACACUUUGAGUCACGGCAACGCGCCGGCGGGCGGCACAACGGGCUGUGUCACCCCAGUGGUGACUGCGCCAGCACCACGGCAGCAACGGCGACAGCAGCGCCGGGCGAAGUCCGCAUCGCCUUCCGAAUCUCCAGCGCUCGCGACGGCCGCGCCAGCACCGCAUCCGGUGAGCCAGCGAGCGCCGGAGGGCGGCCCGGCUGUGUGUUCAUGGGUGGAGGUGGUGGCACCCGCGCCAAGGACAAGAUCACCUGUGAUCUGUAUCAGCUCAUCAGCCCCUCCCGUGAUCAGCUCCCCACCAAUGUUGAGUUCUUGUUGGCCAACGCGGCGCCCAACGCUGACCGCGACGGCGCCGAUGUGGCCGUGCCGUGCGGCGAAGGGGCGGCGGGCAACAGCAAGGCCGAUGGCCCCGAGGGGACGGCGGGCGAAACGGCGGCAGUGGCACGGGACUGCGUGUCUGGCUUCCACGUGGACGUGGUGGUGACGGGGGUGGUGGAUCAGUGCGUCUUCUUCGGCAAAGACAGCACCAAGAAGGUGAAGGAGGAGACGGUGCGCUUGGCGGCGCCGCAGGAGGACCCGCCGCCUCCAGGACAGCUCUUCCUCCUGCCCGGUGCCGAGGACACGAACCAAACGGGGCCGGGGAUGGAGGCACAGGAGGAAGCGCCGCCCGCCGCCGCCGACCCGUCGCUGUGCCGUCUGUACCGCCACGUGUCGCACGAUUUCUUGGAGAUCCGCUUCAAGAUCCAGCGGCUGCUGGAGCCGCGGCAGUACAUGCUGCUGCUGCCGGAGCACGUGAUGGUGAAGAUUUUCAGCUACCUGCCCACCCAGACCCUGGCCGCCCUCAAAUGUUCCUGCCACUACUUCAAAUCCAUCAUCGAGACGUUCGGGGUGCAGGCCACCGACUCGCGCUGGAACCGCGACCCGCUGUAUCGCGACGAUCCCUGCAAGCAGUGCAAGAAGCACUACGAGAAGGGGGACGUGUCGCUGUGCCGAUGGCACCCCAAGCCCUACCACCACGACCUGCCUUACGGCCGCUCCUAUUGGAUGUGCUGCCGCCGGCCCGACAAGGAAGCGCCCGGCUGCCGCGUGGGGCUGCACGACAACAACUGGGUGCACCCGGCGGCACGCCGCGAUGAUGGCAGGUGAAGGGACGUGGGGACACGGCGCCGGACCCCCAAAAU